AUGAAUAGACACAAGAAUCCCGCUAAUGCAUCAUCCUCCCUGACACCCCCCACACCUCAUCAUAAAAUACCGCUAAAUGAAAAAACAUAUGAAAACUUAAUAUCAUCCCUUGGUGGUAUAACUAUCACCAUUGAGCAAAAGGUCGAAGUCAAAGGUAUUUUCGAUGACAAGACCAAACGACUGGCACCUAAUAAAGGUAGCUAUAGCAAAAUUCCUCGACCUACUACAACUACUAUGGUACAAAGAAAGGACCGUCCUGUGCAGAUUUCGCCAACACGAACAAAAAGUGCCCAAAGAUCGGAUUUGAUACCAAAAAUCAAUCCACUUAGCAUUAAUAGCCGAAAAGAUUUUCCGGGUCUCGGAUACAAGGUUCAAUCGAAUUUCACAGUAAAUGCUCCAACCGCGAAUCCAGAAAAUUCAAAUGAUCCCACUGACAUGGAGGACGAAGAUUCGUCGACCACGGCACAACUUGCCAUACCUCCAAAGCUACUUCACACUGCCCUUGUACCUUUGGAACAGUAUAGAAAAUACGAACUCGCCCGAAAAAAUGUCGAUAGUGGUCCAAAUUCGCACCCCAAACAAUUAUCACAUGUCGAGUCAAAACAAAAGAUGACGAUGCCUACAUCACAAGGUGCCAAACGACCAUCUCAAAUAUUUAGACAACGGUUAUUAGAGCAAAGUGUAUCCGUGUCAUUGAAUAGUUCGUGGUCGAACAAUUCAAUGAGCCUUAAGGCCGAAAAAGAUAAUCGCUCAGAGCCUGCUAAUACUCAUCGCCCUCGAAAAUUAUUGCGUGCUAAUUCGAAACGAAAAAGAACAUUGAUUUCGUCACCAAGUGUCAAACUAGAAUCUUUACCGGAGCAAAGUACAUCCGUGCCACUAACUGGUCAAAAACUUGACAAGUCAAUGGUUGUCCAGCUUGCACAGGAUGUCCAAGGCAACAUCAGCGAUGUGAAUCUGCGCUCCCCCCAAUUAUCAUCUGUCGGUUCAAUACCAAAUGCCAAGAGACCAUCCCAAGUCUUUAGGCAACACCUGCUGGAGCAAAGCAUAUCCAUGUCAUUGACCGGUUCUGGAUUUAGUAAUUUAACUAGCAUUAAGCCCACGCAAGAUGUAUCGAAAAAUAUCCCUCCCGCUCUAACCAAUAACCGUAAUUUACGCCACCGACGAUUGUCACGUGCCAAUUCCAGGAGAAAAGUUUUAUCAUCGAACGUCAAACGAGAAUCCCAAAUAUUUAGACAACGAUUGUUAGAGCAAAGUGUAUCCAUGUCACUGGUUGGUUCAGGGUUAAAACAUGUGACGAGCACAGAACUUGCAAAGGAUGUUUCAAAAAACGAUAUCUCGGCACCUAUUAAUGCUCAACGCGCCAAUUAUAAACGGAAAGGAUCAUCAAUUUCACCGCCCGAUGCCAAACGAGCUUCGCAAAUAUUUAGACAACGAUUAUUGGAGCAAAGCGUGUCUAUGUCGUUGUCCGGUUCGGGGUCAAACAGUCUAAAUCAGUCUAGAUUACCGGUACGUCGAUUAUCCAGGAGAGCGCGGGAAAGGGAAAGUAGAAUGAAUAACGCGAACAUCGAUAGCAAAUGUUCACCAGUUCUUGUGAAACCGAAUGCUGUCAACAUUCUACCAACCUCCAAAAUCUUAGAGUCAGAGGAGUUGUCUCAAAAAGUGAACCAAGAAAUUCAGAGACAGGCGAGAUUGAAACCUCCACAGCCGCCACCUAGAAAUGUAACUCAUAAUCCGCCAACGCCUAGUUCUAUUCCAACGCCAUCGGUUUCAAAAAAUGAUUCGCCACCUUUAAUUUCCUUGUUGCCUGAAAGAAAAAUUACCGGAUCUCCAACACAAAAAGCCAUAACUCAAACCUCCCCAAGGCCUAUUUCGAUCGAUAUCCUACCCUUUCCGACUCACCUAUCGCAUCGCAACACCAUGAAAAUACCUUUCCCGAUGUCUCUCCGCGUUGCGCCGAGGUUCUGA
Messenger RNA from Acaulospora colombiana, 1965 nucleotides. Lineage: Eukaryota; Fungi; Glomeromycota; Glomeromycetes; Diversisporales; Acaulosporaceae. The record is from the annotation of a GenBank genome assembly.